UAUGUGCGACCAAUAGCAGUACAGACUAAAGCUUUGUACCAACCAAUAGCAGUGCAGAACGUCUUUAUAUAAGCCUGAGCGGCGCAACCAAUUGUAUCUAUUUGUACUUUUGCAAAAUCAUGACAGAGACUGAAAGCGCCCCAGCCGCCGCUCCUCCAGCGGAGCCCGCCGCUAAGAAGAAGCCGACUAAGAAGGCAGCAGCCGGAGGAGCCAAGAAAGGCAGCAAGAAGCCGUCCGGUCCCAGCGUGUCCGAGCUCCUCCUCCAAGCCGUGGCCGCUUCCAAAGAGCGCAGCGGGGUCUCCCUGGCCGCCCUCAAGAAGGUCCUGUCCGCCGGAGGAUACGAUGUGGAGAAGAACAACAGCCGCCUCAAGGCUGGCAUCAGGGGGCUGGUGACUAAGGGGAGCCUCGUCCAGGUCAAAGGACAUGGCGCCUCCGGAUCCUUCAAGAUCAACAAGAAGCAGCAAGAGGGCGACAAGGCCAAGAAAAUCGCCAACAAGAAGCCAUCGGCUGCGGCCAAGUCUCCCAAGAAACCUGUGGCAGCCAAGAAGCCGGCCAAGUCCCCCAAGAAGAAAGCCCCCACCAAAGCGGCCAAGAGCCCCAAGAAGGUCGCCAAGAGCCCCAAGAAGGCCGCCAAGAAACCGGCAAAGCCUGCAGCUGCUCCCGCCAAGAAGGCAACAAAGAGCCCCAAAAAGCCCAAAGCGGCAGCCAAGCCGAAAAAAGCCGCCAAAAGUCCGGCUAAGAAGGCGGCUAAGCCUAAGACAGCAGCCAAGCCCAAGAGGGCCGCUCCGAAGAAGAGAUAAAGGCAGCAGUAGCCGGACACCCCCUUCAUCUCCACCCCACACAAAGGCUCUUCUCAGAGCCACCCA
Messenger RNA from Rana temporaria (common frog), 866 nucleotides. Its product is annotated as histone H1A-like. Gene Ontology annotation, molecular function: structural constituent of chromatin; DNA binding. Gene Ontology annotation, cellular component: nucleosome. The transcript has a single exon. Lineage: Eukaryota; Metazoa; Chordata; Amphibia; Anura; Ranidae. Bases 120 to 800 code for a protein of 226 amino acids. Gene Ontology annotation, biological process: nucleosome assembly. The record is from RefSeq and is a predicted model, not a curated record.